Messenger RNA from Nicrophorus vespilloides, 1303 nucleotides. RefSeq lists its product as uncharacterized. The record is from RefSeq and is a predicted model, not a curated record. NCBI's taxonomy places the organism in Eukaryota, Metazoa, Arthropoda, Insecta, Coleoptera, Silphidae. Bases 53 to 1264 code for a protein of 403 amino acids. The transcript is spliced from 3 exons.
AUUACUAACAAGCACUCAUUGCACAUUUACCACCGCGACUCUAGAUCGAACUAUGGCGUGCAGCAAGAACUUUUUCCCAUCUGAUAAUUGUCCAAGUGUCGUAAAAGAUACUAGCUCCACGCCAAGUGUUGAUAUUCAUGAACUGAUGAAAGAUUUGAAUAUCCGAUUCGAUGAGUCGCACCCUAACCAAUCCGUGAUGGUUUUGAAGCAGAUCGCGUUGCAGAGUAGGGAAUUACUAACGAUUUCGAAAAAGGAAUCGCCCGAGAGAAUGACGAGAGAUAUGGUCGUGAUCGUGUGCGAUUUAGCGAUUGAAUUGCUUAGAAUAUUAAGCCAGAAACAUCUGUUGCAAGAAUGGAGGCGGCUCGACGAUAUGCCGCCCAGAGAUGACUACAACGUGUGCUUCAGUACACUUAUGGUGAGGAUGGACAAAUUGGCUAACGACUUGAGAGAAUUCUACAAAAUUUACGAGUCUCUGUCCAGAAUGUUGAUAGAUGCACUCGAGUGCUUAAAGUUAGAAGACAAUCGGUUAAUAUCGGAAGGUUUCACCGAGUACAAGAUCGUUAAUUACUUCUGUUUGCACGCCGAGGAGGUGUACGAAUCUAUGCAGGAGCUGGAGAAGAGGAUGCAUUCUCUGAAAGAUCUGCUUCAGCCGCCAAAGCACGGCAUCGUCAAGAAGGACGAUCCACUGGAGGAUGCGCGAGUUUUGCAGAAGGAAUGCGGCAUAAUCUUUGAGAAAUUCUUGACGAACACGGCGACCGACAUCGAUGUGGCGCAUCUGAGGAGGUUGAACAGACGGAUGUACCUGAUUGCACGCGAUUCCAACUUCGUGGACGUCACCGAGUUGGACACCAAACAGCUCUCGGUGAUCAAAGGCAUCAACAGAUUCGAUAUCUACUUUAGCUUGAUGCGGUUCCUCUUGAGCGAGGAGGAACUCGAACAUGUGUCCGUGCUUGAGAUUCGCCUGAAUGAUAUCAAUGAUUCCAUAGAAGAACUGAGGAGCGACACCAUGAAAGCAUGUUUUGAAUGCCAGCAGAAAUGCUUCUCGCACGAGAAGCACUUCCAAAUAUUAACAUCUAAACAGAAGUUUAGCAAUCCGAACCUUUGGGAAGACCCAAAAUUUGUCGAAACCAUCAACGAUCAUUUCGCAGGGAUGGUCAAACAGUUUCAAAGUUUCUACUAUCGUGUAGUAACGAUCAGGAAUAGGAUCCGUAAGCUUUGGGACGCCCAAGUAGAUGAAGAAGAUAAAUGCCAAUUGAGUCAUUAAUUGUAUUUAUAACUUAUUAUACUUUCCCAAACACUGGUA